AUGGCGUUACGCUUACGUGACGAGAGAGCUAGGCCUAGAAUGGGCAAAUCCGGGUUCACCGCCCAGAUCGGUAUGGAACGCCUGAAACAGAAUUACGGUACGGGUCCAGUGGAGUCUGCAGCUGCACGACGUGGUCCAAUAAAGGAUCCAAAGCCAGAUGAGGAGAAAUCAAGAAGAGGAGAUAGAGGCUGGCUGGCAGAAGAGGGAGGGGGUGGUGGUGGUGGACAGCUGGGGUAUAUCAGACAUGGCAUUGGAAGAGCAGUGGAAGAUGAUCGAGGGGAUGUGAUUGAGAUGGCUACUUGA
Aspergillus niger is the source of this 303-nucleotide messenger RNA. RefSeq lists its product as uncharacterized. The record is from RefSeq and is a predicted model, not a curated record. The coding region runs from base 1 to 303 and encodes 100 amino acids. NCBI's taxonomy places the organism in Eukaryota, Fungi, Ascomycota, Eurotiomycetes, Eurotiales, Aspergillaceae. The transcript has 3 exons.